Molecule: messenger RNA, 3000 nt
Organism: Pelmatolapia mariae (spotted tilapia)
Lineage: Eukaryota; Metazoa; Chordata; Actinopteri; Cichliformes; Cichlidae
Gene: tubgcp4
Product: tubulin gamma complex component 4
Exons: 18
Coding region: 120-2120 (666 amino acids)
Biological process (GO): spindle assembly; cytoplasmic microtubule organization; mitotic cell cycle
Cellular component (GO): centrosome; equatorial microtubule organizing center; spindle pole
Molecular function (GO): microtubule minus-end binding; gamma-tubulin binding
Source: RefSeq, a predicted model, not a curated record
UGCUUUUCGCGCUCACGUAACAAAUCUGCGACGGCUCCGGCGGCGGCGGUUUGUUUUGGUGGCUGAAUGGGAAUCUCUCCGCUACAUUUUGAAUUUUAGACACUUUAAGUUUAAUUGACAUGAUUCACGAGCUCUUACUGGCGCUGAGCGGAUACCCGGGGACGAUUUUUACAUGGAACAAACGAACGGGUUUACAGGUGUCCCAGGACCUGCCCUUCCUUCACCCCAGUGAGACCAGUGUCCUCAACAGACUCUGUAAACUGGGCUCAGACUAUAUACGCUUUACAGAGUUUAUAGAACAACACACGGGACAUGUUCAUCCACAAGAGCAUCACAGCAGCCAGCCCAGCCAGACCGGGCUUCAUGGGAUCUACCUGCGGGCUUUCUGCACGGGGCUGGACUCCAUGCUGCAGCCCUACAGGCAGGCCCUGCUGGACCUCGAACAGGAGUUCCUCGGAGAUCCACAUCUGACGAUAUCCCACGUUAACUACAAGCUUGAUCAGUUCCAGUUGCUGUUUCCAUCUGUGAUGGUGGUGGUCGAGACGAUAAAGUCACAGAAGAUCCACGGCUGCCAGAUCCUGGAGACGGUGUACAAGCACAGCUGUGGGGGGCUACCUCCGGUACGCAUGGCCUUGGAAAAGAUUUUGGCCGUGUGCCACGGUGUGAUGUACAAGCAGCUGGCAGCUUGGAUGCUGCACGGGCUGCUGCUGGACCAAAGCGAGGAGUUUUUUGUGAAGCAGGGUCCCAGUGCUGGAGGAGCUGCUGCCAACCAAGAGGAGGAAGAAGAAGACCUGGGACUCGGAGGCUUGAGCGGGAAGCAGCUCCGAGAAUUACAGGACCUGAGGCUCAUCGAGGAGGAGAACAUGCUGGCUCCAUCUCUGCAGCAGUUCUCCCUGCGCACAGAGAUGCUGCCUUCUUACAUCCCCAUCCGAGUGGCCGAGAAAAUCCUCUUUGUGGGAGAAUCUGUCCAGAUGUUUGAAAACCACAACCACAGCCCAUCCAGAGCUGGCUCUAUACUGAAACACCAGGAAGACAUGUUUGCUGCUGAGCUGCAUCGACUCAAACAGCAGACGCUUUUCAGCCUGGUGGAUUUUGAGAAUUUGAUCGAUCGCAUAAGGAGCACAGUGGCAGAGCACCUCUGGACACUAAUGGUGGAAGAGGCAGAUCUGCUUGAGCAGCUCAAGAUCAUUAAGGACUUCUACCUCCUGGGUCGCGGAGAGCUCUACCAGGUUUUUAUUGACCUGGCGCAGCACAUGCUGAAGACUCCUCCGACGGCUGUCACCGAGCACGAUGUAAACGUAGCCUUCCAGCAGGCAGCUCAUAAGGUGCUGCUGGACGAUGACAACCUCCUGCCUCUGCUGCACCUCACCGUGGACUACCAGGGCAAAGACGGCAAAGAUGCGUCACUCCCCAGAGAAGGAGCCACUCCUCCACAAGACACUUCCCCUCGCGAGGUUCCUCCCACAGGCUGGGCAGCCCUCGGUCUCACCUACAAGGUCCAGUGGCCGCUGCACAUCCUCUUCACUCCUGCUGUGCUGGAGAAGUACAAUGUUGUGUUCAGGUACCUGCUGAGCGUGCGGCGGGUGCAGUCACAGCUGCAGCACUGCUGGGCUCUGCAGAUGCAGAGGAAACACCUGAAGUCCAGCCAGACGGACGCUGUGAAGUGGAGGCUACGCAACCACAUGGCCUUCUUGAUCGACAACUUGCAGUAUUAUUUGCAGGUGGAUGUGCUGGAGUCUCAGUUCUCUCAGCUGCUUCAGCAGAUCAACUCCACCAGAGACUUCGAGAGCAUCCGACUGGCCCACGAUCAUUUCCUCAGUAACCUGCUGGCCCAGUCCUUCAUCCUCCUGAAGCCGGUGUUUCACUGCCUCAACGAGAUCCUCGAGCUGUGCCAUAACUUCUGCUCUCUGGUCAGUCAGACUGUGGUUUCACUGGAUGACAGGGGAACCGCUCAGCUCGAUCUGCUAGUCAAGGGCUUCAGACGCCAGUCAUCCCUCCUGUUCAAAAUUCUGUCGAGCGUUAGGAACCAUCAGAUAAACUCUGAUCUGGCUCAGCUGUUGCUGCGACUGGACUACAACAAAUACUACACCCAAGCUGGAGGCACACUGGGCAGUAUUUAAGAAGAGCGCACAGGAAGUUAUUUAACCUGCAGAAGAGACUCCCAUCAGUGUUCUCCACCGGCUUCACCCAAUCUUUGACUUUGAACAACCAAAUUACAAUGAUCACUUUCACUGUAGUAAUACUGAACUGAGCAGAUAGUUUGGGUUUCUUUUACAUGCAGAGAUGAUCAAACUGCUCUCAAGUUAACAUGAGAAGCAAGAAAAACAAACGUCGCUGUUUUUGUAGAGCUCACUACAUCAAAAAAGACAUUUACAUGUAAGAGAAAGUCUUGAGUGGAUCUAGUUCAGUGUGGCCCAAACAACCAAAGGAAAAGUCAGUUUGUUCCCUUUGUCGUUGAGAACAGUCUUUGUUUGAUAAAACUGUAGAAUUGAUGUAAAAGAUGAGAUUGUGACAUCACCUGGUUUCUGGAUUUGAAAUCACCACAUAUCAUAUGUAUCAUAUAUCUGAGCGAGCAAGGUCAUAUUUGUGAAAGCAGUAGGUAGCCCUGAACAGACGGGUAAAAAACCAAGUGCACAGCUUUUUAAACCAUCAGAUCUCUGUAAAUGCGUGUAGCCAUGGCGACACUUUGCUAUGCAUCUAUUCUAAUUGACAGAUUGGCAACUGCCAGUGUAGGAUGCUAAUCUUUAUGUUUAGCUUGGCCUAAAGCACAGACAUGGAUUCAAUGUGCAGCCUGUCAUCAAACUACGCUGGAUCUUUUUACAAUAUAUUCAGUUUUGGUGCUGUGCUCGUUAUACCAUCAUGGAGGCAGAGCUCACAGAAGCACUGCUGGAUGUAAUAUGGGCGAAUCCUCCCUUUGACUCUUGUAUAAACUGUAAAUAUUAAUGGCUUGUUGCGUGUACCAUUUUGUGUGGAGAAAAUAAACAUCAAUGCAUUAAAAUG